AGGUCACGUGACAGGAAGAGAAAUUGUUCAAAACAAGGAAUAAGUCGCGAUGGGGCGACUGGAUAGUACUUUUGUUUUUAUGCUGUCAGUAUGUUCUAUAGUUAAUUGUUUUCAAAGAGAUCCGACACCAUACAGAGAUUCUGACUGCCCCGAGGGCACCCCUGUAGGACUAGGUGUAAACAAUGGUCGUAGAGUUCCAGACAGUGCCUUUACUGCCUCAUCUUCUCAUACUAACAGAGAUCCAGCCAAGGGACGACUAGAUGAACAAGCUGGUGCUUGGACAGCAAAGGUGCAGGAUGCCAGUCAGUGGCUUGCAGUGGAUUUAGGACGUGAAUAUGUAAUCACAAAACUUCAGACACAAGGUCGACAAGGGUCUGGGGAAUAUGUCAGUGAAUAUAUGUUUGCUUUCUCCAAUGACGCAAUUACGUGGCGAUAUUAUACCAAUGAAUUUGGAAUUAGAGAGAUGUUUGUUGGAAAUAUUAAUUCUCAAGACACGGUUACACGAGUUCUUAAAUACCCUGUAAUGGGUAGAUAUGUCAGAUUCCAUCCUCAGCGCUGGGUAGAAAUUAUUUCUCUUCGGCUCGAAAUCUAUGGCUGUCCGUACACCCCGGAAGUGGCCCGGUUCAGUGGGGAGGGUUAUAUCCAUUAUGAUCUGUCAACAUUAAACCCCCCUCCCAGUACCACAUCCGAUCAGAUAAAACUGCGCUUUAAAACCAGCAACCAAAAUGGAGUCCUUCUGUAUGCUGAUGGUAACCAAGGAGAUUUCAUUGCUUUGCAGCUUCACAGAGGAAAUUUGCUUUUCAGUAUUGAUCUAGGAUCCACCCAACUGCAGCGUGGAUUGACUCAGCAAACGGGGGGCAGUUUAUUAGACGACAGUCAGUGGCAUGACGUCAUCAUCAGACGUAAUCACACGAAGAUCACCUUAGUCGUAGAUAGGCUGGAGACACAUUUCGAGACCAAUGGCCUCUUCUAUAGACUUAACUUGGAUAAAAAGAUAUAUUUGGGAGGAUUGCUGACUUUUAACAUGAAUGGUAUUACUGUAAAAUACAACUUUGAUGGUUGUUUGGAUAAUGUUGUGUUUAAUGGAAUCCGUAUGAUCAGGGACACAAAGAAUGGAUUUCAGGGGUUCUCUAUGGUUGGGGUGAUGCCUGACCCCUGGAACUGCAAGAUGAUAGCCCCAAUGCCAGCAACUUUCUUUUCUCUGGAUUCCUAUAUCCUUACCACAAGUGAUGCAGGGGGCAAUGCCUUCAGAGUCCGUUUUGACUUCCGAACCCAUGAUGAAGAUGGAAUUCUCUUGUAUCACGAAUUCCAAACAGGGGGCAUUUUCAGGGCUUCUUUGGAUAAAGAUGGAUACGUAAACUAUGAGCUUCAAGAUGCAAAUGGGCAAAAAAUAGAGGACAAAGUUAGAAACACGGCCCUGGAGUACACCAGUAGUUUUUCAGAUGGUUUAUGGCAUUCUUUCUCAGUGGUGGCUAACCAGGAAAUGUUAAAUGUCACUGUUGACCAGAACUCUAAGGUAUCCAGUAGGAAACUGACUCUGGCGUCUGGUUCUGAUUACUACAUAGGUGGCUAUACUAUUGGAAUAAGCUUCCGUGGGUGCAUAAGAAACAUUGUCCGAGACUACAAACCCCUGGAUUUAAAGGGAACUGACUUCACUAGUAAAGACAUUCAAGUGGGAACAUGCGGGUUAAUUGACAGGUGUACACCAAAUCCAUGUGAAAAUGGGGGAGUGUGUGAUCAGGAUUGGAAUACUUUUACCUGUGACUGUGGAACUUCUGGCUAUGAGGGCGCAGUGUGUCAUCGAUCCUCUUACUAUCUGUCCUGUGAUAUGCACAAAAUGUAUACAUCUGACGAGAACGAGGAAAAAACCUACCUAGACCCAGAUGGAUCAGGGCCUUUGAAACCUUUUCAGGUGCUCUGUUCAGGAAAAGUUGAGCUUGGAAAAGAAGUGGUGACGAAAAUUGGCCACAAUAGUGAGGAUCUAAUCACAGUUAAUGGUUACCAGGCACCAAACUUUUAUGUUCGACAAAUUGAGUAUGACGCUGACCUUCCAGAAUUAACGGCUUUGAUUGAGCGAGCUGCCACAUGUACUCAGGGUCUCUCCUACAAGUGUCGCAAUUCUCGACUUCUCAUAAGUCCAGGAAGUGAAGCACCAGAGUAUCCACACUGGGGUUGGUGGGUUGGCAGGACUUACCAACCCAUGUACUACUGGGGAGGAGCAGCCCCAGGGUCAGGAAAAUGUGAGUGUGGUCUGACAGAGGUUGGCUGUGCGGGAGGGCAGAAAUUGUGUAACUGUGAUUCACAACUCAAUGAGACUGAUGAAGGACAGAUCCAACACAAGGACUACCUGCCGAUUCUUGAGCUUCACUUUGGAGAUACGGGAACAGCUGUGGAUAAUAAGAUUGGAUAUCAUAAAGUGGACAAAUUGGAAUGUCGAGGCGACAACUUGCUGGACAAUGUCAUUACAUUUAGAAAGGCCGAUGCCUCUAUACAUCUGUCAACUUUUGAGGCUGAACCCUCUGGUGAUAUCUGGUUACAGUUUAAAACUACAGCUUUUGAUGGAAUAAUGGUGCAUCAGUCUGGAAAGCCAGAUUUUAUCAAAAUAGCUAUUGCAAAUGGCAACACUAUCCAGUUUAGCUACGAUGUUGGAAAUGGUGCCCAGGUCAUUGAGUACCGAUCCACAAAUGCUCUAAAUGAUGACCAGUGGCACACAGUCCACGUAGAGAAGAACAGAAAGGAAGCUUGGCUGCGUGUGGAUAACUUUCCAGCGCAGACAUCACAGGAGGGAAUAGGAGAGAAGACCAGGACUCUAGAUCUAACUGGCUACCUCUUCAUUGGUGCCAGUGUUGAGGACAGAAAUGGUUAUGUGGGGUGCAUGAGGGGCCUGAGGAUCAAUGGUGUCCUCCAGGACCUGAGGGGACUUGUACAUAGAGAGGAGGUCACCUAUGGGGUGUCUGAGGGCUGUGUUGGAAAAUGUGCCAACCAGAUGUGCUUCAAUGGGGGCACCUGCAUUGAGGGCUACUCUGGAUACACAUGUGACUGUGCUUACACACCAUUUAGAGGCUGGAACUGUGGUCGAGAGGUGGGUGUGAAUUUGCUGAAGGAGUACAUGAUUCAGUAUGAGUUUAGCAAUCAGCAGGGUCUCUCUGCCACAGACUUCAUGCAUGUAAGAGUGGGAUUCACCACUAAAAAGAAACAGGGUAUCUUGCUGCAGCUUCAGGAUGCCACAAAUACAGAGUACAUCUCCCUGGAGGUGAACAAUGCUGGUGGUAUAAAGUUUGCCCUGGAUGUGGGAUCAGAAAGAUUUGAGGUGAAUACCCCUAACCAUGGUAUCGACUACACCAAUGGACAACAACACGAAGUCAGAAUGUGGAGAACUGGCGAAAAUGGAAAUCUAGUCCACUUACAGGUUGACAACUAUCCUGAGGAAGCACUAUCUUAUGGCACCAAAUUUAGUGACAAUAUCCUAGAUGACCCCAAGUACCUGUAUGUUGGGAACAACAGUACAGAGUCAACCACCCGUGGGUUUGAAGGCUGUAUAUUUAGAAUGGAAAUUGACAAUGUCUACCCACUCAAAAGAGCAUUCCAGGACCCUAAGCCUGACUUUGUUAGACUUUAUCCUGAAGGUAAGCUUCGUGAGGAUAUGUGUGGUUAUGAGGAGACUACAGUACUUCCUGACCCAAUUGAGUCCCGUCCAAUAAACCAGGGGGAUCUAGUGGACAUCACCUACCCCACUCCUCCUGACCCUGUGAUAGAAAAGAAAAUCAUUGGAGGUGUGGUUGGAGCUAUUUGCUUCAUUAUUUUAAUAGUCAUUGUUGGAUUGUUAUUCUAUUGCCGAGACAAGGGUGAUUACGAGACCAAAGAGGCAAAGGGAGCAGAUAUUGCGGAGAAUGCUGAUGUUGCCGUAGUGUUUAAUCAAACUGGAGUACCAGACAUUACCAAACGCCAAGAAUUUUUCAUGUGAUGUUCGUAUAUCCAAAUAAUGGCAAAAUACAGCCUGUUUUAAGUGUUAGUAAUCUCUGCUGAAAAUCUCUACAACUUUCCCCUAGAUUUAUUCUUGGUGAAAAAGAAAAGUAUGGAUGGGGAAAAAUACUGUUGUAAAGGAAGAAUUUAAAAAAAAAUGUGUUUGCUUUCCAAGAUAAUGUUUCCCCCAUACGCAGAAGAGUUUAGAUGAAGUUUCUAUAAAAUGUGAUAUUAUACAGUUUAAUGUAAAUAUAUAUUAGAUGUAUAUUUUGUAAGUUAGGCUAUUUAACUUGAACAAUUUGCAUACAUUCCAUGUAUAUUUAAACCAAUUUUUCAUGUAUAUAUGUGUUUGAGAAUUGUAUGAAUUCCUUGAUUGAAGAAGAGAAUGAGACUGUGUGAAUGGGAUCCAUGAUUUUAUACUCAAAGAGCUUUGAGGACAUAUUUUUGUGGUUGUGCAUCAUAAUCUGCAAAAUACAUCUACCAAGUACAUGUAUAUCAGGUCUCUCCAUAUAAUAAACAUAUCUAUUUCAUGAAAUCAUUAUAUACUGAAACCUAAUUAUCAAUAUGGUUGUGAUUUGAAUACAUAUCAAUGAAGAUAACAUCUUCUAGUCUAUAUUGAGGAUUUUUAGGUUUUAAUACAUUUUUAUGAUCCUUUUGUAAAUUUUACAUUGAUUUACAGGUAUCAUAUGUAUAUACAAGUGCCAUUAUUCCAUUAUUUCUAUCAUACCAUAACAUUCCUCAUUUUAUACAUGACUU
This is a messenger RNA of Saccostrea echinata, 4719 nucleotides long. RefSeq names its product neurexin-4-like. The coding region runs from base 50 to 3964 and encodes 1304 amino acids. Lineage: Eukaryota; Metazoa; Mollusca; Bivalvia; Ostreida; Ostreidae. The record is from RefSeq and is a predicted model, not a curated record. The transcript has 24 exons.